AUGACCGGUGUAAUGACAAGCACCCAUCUAACUGUGACCACUAUAGAGACCCCAUAUCUGUUUUACGUUCGAAGUGGAUACUUUAGGCCUGUUCUUAACUGUUCUGUACUGAAUUUACAGGUCACUGCCACAGACGGGGGUACCCCAGCUAGAUUAGCCUCUGCCAUUGUAACCGUUCACGUGAGUCCAGAAUUUAAGAGUCCAGCGUUCGGAUCAGAAACGGACUCAGUGACUAUACAAGAGACUUUUCCCUUGGGAAGCCUUGUGUACAAUUGUGACGCAACCCAUGAUGGGGCAACUGAUGGGAAAGACGGAGAUCUGGAGUACUCAAUUAUUGCAGGGAACGACGAAAACACGUUUGGUAUAGAACUGCUUGAGGGAACUCUUUUAAUUAAACGUUCUUUGAGCUUUGAUGCCAGAAGCUCUUACACUCUGACGAUUCUCGCCACGAAUCGAUUACGUCCCUCACUUUCGGACACGUUGAAACUUACAGUUGUCGUGACACAAGUGAAUCAACACACCCCGGAGUUUACAGACACGUUGUAUGUGUUUAACGUGCAAGAAAACGCAGCGAUAGGCACUCCAGUGGGUACCGUAUCAGCAACCGAUGGCGAUUCGGGGAGCUUUGGUGACCCGAUCUACAGCCUCGAGACUACAACUCACUUCCAGGUAAACGCUAACACAGGGGUCAUCACAACGGCCGCCACCAUCGAUUUUUCGCUAGACCAGAAUUUUCAUCUAAGAGUUUUCGCAGCGGACAACGCUGGCGUGACGUCGCGGACUGGCACAAGCGUCCUGCUGAUUACAGUGAAUGACGUCAACAACAACAGCCCUACAUUCCCAGCUUCUCCGUACACGCUGGACAUUCGAGAGAGCCUACAUGCCUCCAGUCCCAUCCACGUCCUCGUGGCUUCGGACCUGGACACGGGUACACAGGGCAGUGUCCAGUACAGUCUGACCGCUGGAAAUACCGGGGGCCACUUCGCCGUGGACGCUUCUACUGGCGUGCUUUCACUUCAAACACAAGUAAGCAUCAUCCAUUUUAUAAAUGUGGACUAUGAGUCUGGACCACGACAGUACGUUCUGGAGGUAGAAGCCAAGGACGGUGGCAGUCCUAGCCUCACCGGUACCGCCACCGUCACCGUCAACGUGCUAGACGACAAUGACGAAGCCCCCAGCUUCUCUCAGUCACGCUAUGACGUAGCGGUGUCGUCAGCUCUGACGUCAGGCUCUCUGGUCCACACGGUUCUCGCCACCGACCCGGACAGCGAUCAGAUCUAUUACGUCAUACAGAACGGCAAUUCCGGAGGUCUAUUCUACCUGGACACCACUUCUGGGGAGAUUAAGACAACCCCGGGGUUGGCAACGGCGCCAGGAGACGUCUACACCCUGGAGGUGAUCGCUGUGGACAAUGGGGCUCCUAUGUUGACGGGCACUACCACGGUAGAGGUCACGAUACAACCUUUAGUAACCCCACCCACUUCAGACUACGCUUUCAGCGUGACAGAAAACCAAAGCAUUGGAACCCUUGUGGGGACUAUCGCCAAAGACAGCGCUCUGGGUGCCAUUAGCUCUUAUUCUAUUAUAGGUGGGAACAUCGCCAACGGCUUCAGCAUCAUCACAGGUGCUGGCGAGACAGGGGAGCUCCGGACUGCCUCAGUGUUGGACCGGGAGACAGUGUCUCUCUACAGACUCACAGUCCGCGUGCAGGGAAGCCUUGGAGAUGUUGAAAUCGUUGUUCUGGUAUCGGUUAAUGACGAGAACGACAACAGUCCGACUUUCACACCUUCGUCCCUUAACCUGAUUGUGGUGGAGAAUCUGCCAGCCGGCACGGAGAUCGGAUCGUUCAGUGUGAGUGACCCAGACACCAGUGGGGUGAACAGUCAGUUCGAUUUGUCGAUCUCUGGUGUGUUAUUUCAGCAUUUUUUCACGGUGUCAUCUUCGGGCGUUGUGCGGGUGCUUCGAGAGAUAGACUACGAGAAAGGGUACAGGACGUUGGUGUUUGAUGUGCUGGCCACAGACAGAGGCUCUCCUGCCCUCACCGGCACCGGCACCGUCACCGUCAGUAUAGCGGACGUCACCGAGACCGUCACCGAUAGCGGUCAGUUUCAUGAAAAUUGA
This is a messenger RNA of Aplysia californica (California sea hare), 2121 nucleotides long. RefSeq names its product cadherin EGF LAG seven-pass G-type receptor 2-like. Lineage: Eukaryota; Metazoa; Mollusca; Gastropoda; Aplysiida; Aplysiidae. Gene Ontology annotation, molecular function: calcium ion binding; cadherin binding. Bases 1 to 2121 code for a protein of 706 amino acids. The transcript has 6 exons. Gene Ontology annotation, biological process: homophilic cell-cell adhesion. The record is from RefSeq and is a predicted model, not a curated record. Gene Ontology annotation, cellular component: plasma membrane; catenin complex.